This is a messenger RNA of Lampris incognitus (smalleye Pacific opah), 5551 nucleotides long. RefSeq names its product CLOCK-interacting pacemaker b (gene cipcb). Gene Ontology annotation, cellular component: nucleus. The record is from RefSeq and is a predicted model, not a curated record. Gene Ontology annotation, biological process: negative regulation of circadian rhythm; negative regulation of DNA-templated transcription. The transcript has 4 exons. Lineage: Eukaryota; Metazoa; Chordata; Actinopteri; Lampriformes; Lampridae. Bases 383 to 1669 code for a protein of 428 amino acids.
CUCCGCCCCCCCACACCACCCGUGGAUCUCCGCCUGCUUUUCACAGUCCCCCGAGAACAUUGUGGAUGUCUGAUUCCAGAGGGGGGGGGAAGAAAGAUAUCACGUCUGACCACACUAUCGACCGCACAACGUCCAAAGCGAAAAUCGAAAAAGUGCAGAAGACAGAGAGAAAACAGCGCUGUGCUUCGCGUGUGAUCGAGCCGACAGGGGCGGAGCGGCGGGUCGGUCCCGUGUACUCCACCGUGGACCACCGAGUUCCAGUGUGAGCCUCGCGUUUCAGUUUCCGAGUUGUGAUAUUGGGCUAUACACGUAAGAUUGACUUGACUGCUCUUUUUGGAGGGACGGUUCGUGUGGAAAAAAAACCCAAAACAAGGUGCAUCUAAUGAGAGAUGCUGCUAUAGAUCUGGUGUGGGAUCGAGGGUCGAGAAAAUCAGCAAACAAGAUGAGCACCAAGAGGAAGGCAGAGGGUCACAGCAGGGCGAACGUCGUCAAACUGCGAACGACCAAACCUGGGAAGUCCAAAACGGACUCCGAGAGAGACUCUGGAUUUUCAGAUGCAGGCUCGGAGCACAUGAGCAUGAUGGACACCACAGACUCAGAGGACUCACCACGCCCUGUUGAGAAGCAUGGUCCGAGUUCAGGGGCCAAGCCUUCACAGAUAGCUGUGGUGGGGAGCUCCUACUCCAGACUCUCCCCUAUGAUCAUCAUGAACAACGUUCUUCUCAAGCAGCCCGGUGACAACCCCCCUGCCCUGAAGCCAUGGGGAUUCAGUCCUACUGUGGAGGUGGUUCAGCCGGUGGUACAGCAGCCUCAGGUGGUCUUCCUCCAGCCCGUGGUCUCACACCAAACUUCGUCUGCCUCCAAAGAGGCCUCCUCGAGACGCCGACGUUCGAAAAAGUAUCUCCCCAUCCUCAAGUCUUACCCCAAGAUCGCUCCCCAUCCUGGAGAUGGUUCCAGUUCUUCAGGAAGAGGGACUUCUUCCUCAUCCUCCUCUUCCUAUUCCUCGUCCUCCUCGUCAGGGUCCGAGAGAGGCAGCAGUUUGGCCUUGAACCACCAGGAACGCUCUCAAAAAGACAAACAGCUGCAGAAACCUCUUUUUGUUUGUCCUAGCAAUUCUGGGACUACCACUCCAAGUCAGCCUGCUCCUUCUAUCUCCGUUUCCCCUCUGCUUCAGUGCAGACUCAAUCUUCCCUUGUCAGAAACCAGCGUUGGCAGCAGUCCUGCCAGGGAGGCGCCUUCGCCAGCUUUCAGCCAGUCAGAGUUCAGUCCCUCUGUGUCCCUCACUCCUUCAAACCACACUAGCAGCUCCAACACUCAGACAGACCCCAUCCAAUCAGUCAGUGUUGCCACCCAAGAACGCAGCUGCGACGAUGAAGGCAACUUUAUCGACGGCGACCCUGAGACCAAGAGGAAGCGGUUCUGCAAUACUUACAACAUUCUGAGCAAGUCCGGCCUGUUAGACAUCACACUCAGAACCAAGGAGCUUCUAAGACAGAAUCGACGCACUCAGAGUGACCUAGACCGUCUGAAGGAACACACCAACCUCUUCCUCCAGGCCUUGCGGAGUGGAGACACUAGCAUUUAUGUCAACCUCCAGACCAGCCUCCAGCAAGAGGACAGGGAAAAAGAGAGAGAAGGGGAUGCCCAGGGCAGCUCAAAGGCAGAUUAGGCCUAGACUAAGCCUAGACAAUAAUCCUUUAGUCUAAGAUGGGCAAAGCUAGGAUAGGGUGGGGGGGUUAGAGCAGUCAGAGACAGCUGGACUGGAAGUAAUGUGCCCCACAAUCCACCCGCCUUUGGUCUCACUCACGCAGACAGUGUGCUGUGACCUACAUUUUGGCUGCAAUCUGCCACAGCCAAAUGCAGCCAGGGUCGCAGCUGAAUUUUCCCAUUGUAUGCAGCCUGGCUAGAUCUCCACUGAAACUGCCUUGCCGCUUUCCAGAAAUCCUUUAAUCAUUGGCAGUUACUGACAAUUAUUUCACUGAUAAGGCCUGUGAUCUCCAACAGACUUCAGAAGAUAAGGCACAAAAGAGUGAACACAUUCUGUAGAUUAAAAUCUGCCAGACUGGGUUAUUUUCACCAUAAUAAUGCAUGGCACAGUGUAGUUAGUUUUUAGCUGGUACUCGUAUUUCCAAAAACAGAACAUCUGCUGUUUGGACAUGUACUGAAAGCAUUAACAUCUCUGUUGAUAAGAACAUGAUUUAAAUCCUCUAUAUAAUAUAGAUCUGUAAAUCUGAUCCAAACCUGAAGAUGAUGAGGUGCUACCCAGCUCAUCGAUAAUGGAUCAGUUAAGACAACUCCUUGUCAAGUGGGCUUUGCUAAAGAACAUCAAAAGUACAUGUUAAGAAUUGAAAUGACUCAAUGCUGGUAGCAGCCAUGGUGUAAUAUCUGUGUUUAUCAGGAAUGUAAAUAUAUACUCAUGUCUCACAGAAUAUGUCCAGGGCCUCUGACCUAUUUGCAUCUUCAAACAGAGGAACGUGUGCCUAAAGUUUCAUCUGAGUUUCUGCUGUAUUUUGAAACUUUUCAUGUUAAAGAUUCUGCACAGACCAUGAACACCUCAUACACUCUUAGCAUUCCUAUCAUGUUAGUGGCAGCUGUAAUACCUAAAAACAGUGACUGGGAGUGAUGCUUUUAACAAAACGGUGCAUUCAGGUGCUUCCCAACAAGGUAUCAUUCAAGCGUAAUGUGUGCUUCCUAUAGCUCAUAACAAUCAUUAUUAAUAGAUUGAUGUAUGUACAAUUUUUAGUUCUCAAGGGCUGGGGAUAUAAUGGAAAGAAUCAAUGUUGCCUAGCAUACAACAAAGUACACAAUAGCUUCUGUUAUUUCUCUGUUUGGAGUUACAAAUGGCAAGAGCGCAAAAGGAUUGUGCAAGAAAUUGAAACGACAUUGAAAAACAACCAUAAAGACAAUUCCACUUGUGAAGCACAGUGGUGGUAUGUGUACCGAGGGGCUCAUUAUUCAAAUUAGACAGCAAUUUAACUUUUCGUUCAAGUAUUUGAAACAUUCAACCAACAGAAAAUAUAACCCAAGUCCAAAGUUUUCAACCACAUUUUUUCUUUUUCUUUUUUUAACCCAAGGAGUCAUCAUGGCCUUAAUAUCUAAACCUUAUGUAUAUUGUGUACUUCUGCAUUUGCACUAAAUAUUCUGGGAGAAGCUCUGCAGCAGUUUGUACUUAAAGGUACUUAAAGGCUAUGGCGGCUUAUUUGGAAAAAAAUGUCUGCAAAGAUCCCCUUAGAUGAACUUCACUUGCACUUCCGUGUUAUGAGGUGUCCUUAGCACACUAUUAAAUGUUGCUAGCAAAUCCUUGCAUCAUAAUUGCUGAAAUCCCAUGAAUUGGAAGGCUAUCAUGCAUUUUAAUAAAUUAUACAUUUGCCAUGCCCGUGUAAUGGCAGAACUACUAGCAAUAUAAUACUUUUUUCAAACCAAGUUUUCCAGAUUGUGGGGUAUAUGGAGCUAUAUAGCAUGAUGCAUCGUUUGAUGUUCAGAAUGUGCUCAUGAUGCCUUAUAACACCUUUAUGAGGAAGACCUUAGGUAAAGUUUGAGGAGUUUUUCUAAGGGGUGUAUUUAUUUUCUCCUGUCUAGUCUUUUGUCAUCUGCAUCUGAAUAUACACAAAAAUCUUGUUUACUUACAGCAGAGUUUUGCAACACAUGAUUUUUUUAUACAAAAAAACAAACAAAAAUAAACAAUUAGGGGGAUGUGUUAGUAAGAAGCAAGAUUGUGAUUUUCCAUAAGGCUAUGAUAAGUCUACUUUUAACAGACAGUGGUUUAUUUAUAUGCAAUAUAUGCAUAAUUUAAUGAAGGCCUUAUUGAGAUUUUCGGUCUUAUGGUGAUGCAAGAUUUUUCCCCGCAUGUACAGUUCUGCUACUAAGCUGCACAGCUAUUAAACAGUACUACACAAAGACAGAUCCAGAUUCAAAAUUUCAGGCAAUACUCUUGUAUUGUCUUGGCCAAACAAUAGAAACUCCAAUGUGUUUGCCCCUCAGUUUUCACCACUACCGGAAGAAAUUGUUUGUCCUCUAAGAAUUGGGCUAUGCCCAAUGCAUGAUGUUUAUGUCCAAUGACGAUGACUGGGGAAGAAAUUUGAUAGGGUAUUUGCCAGAAAUUCCGUUUUUGUUUUUUCCCCCUCCCCCUAUCGUUGCAUAUUUCCUUAUCAACUUCUCUCUGGUUUCAGUUCUCUAGCAUUUCUACACAUUCUGGAACUUUAUUUUGAAUCUUUCUCAAACUUUUGGCGUACAGUUUAACAGGAAAUCAGAAGUCCAUCCAUCCAUCCAUUAUCCAAACCGCUUAUCCUGUUCAGGGUCGCGGGGAUGUUGGAGCCUGUCCCAGCAGUCAUUGGGCGGGGAGACACCCUGGACAGGCUGCCAGGCCAGUAGAAGUCAGUAUGCGGAAACCAGUUGAUCUACAACUGAAAAGUUAAUGUACUAUGUCAGCAUAAUUUUGGCAUGACAAAAUUUCUUUCUGGCUCAAUAUGGCCAUCAAGAGCUCAUCUUGUAUGGAAAUUGUCAUUCGCAAGACAUCUGUGUAUUAGGUAGUAGCAAAUCUAAAAUGAGGAUUAGUUGGUAAAAUUGCUAAAAUUGGCGCCCUUCUUCACUGGAUCCGAUUCAUUGAGAUUCAGAUUGGUAUAUUUUUUUAGUUUGCGUUCGUUAAGAUUACUGCAACUUUAAUGUACUAGACCACUGGCUUUGUUGCCCCUAGAGAACAUGUUUCUUUCUGACUCCUCAACUGUAUUGUGAAAUGGGCAUAUUACUUGACCACUACUUUGUAUUCAUUAUGAAAUACUGUAAUAUUCAGAGAAGGAAAUGAAGUGGAUAGUGACUGUUUGGACCGUGUACAUUUUACAUUAAUUGUGUAACACCCGUGGACAACAACUUGUGAUUAUAACUAACUGAAACUGUUGGAAAUGCAGUGCAUUUGCUUGUGUGACAGUUAACCAUAUGGCACACAGGCCUGUGAGUCUGAGUUGCUUAUGCAUAUGUUGGCAGCUGUUUUUUUUCCCCCGUGUAUUUCAAUGAGCUUUCUCAUCUCAAAGAUGCUGAAAUGUGAGAAUUGUGUUGUUUUUAUUUUAUUUUUUAUCUUUGUCUAUGUAGUGCAUCAGAAAUGUUGGACAUACAACAUAUUUGUCCAAAUACAUGAAUGUGCACCAGUUGAUUUUUAUGUCAAUUUUAAUUCAUUAAAUUAUGAAUUUUGUCAUGAAAUAUGUUUGCAAACUGGUCUUUAACAAAUGGCUCCAGAUAAAUGCAAUAUCUGGCUGGCGAUGAAGUUUUUUUUAACUUGUUUUUUUUUUUUUUACUAUAAAUCAUAUGAUGACGGCUAAAUAUUUAAGGGGACUGUGAAUUCUUGUUCUACACCCCGCUGUGUCUAAUUUUGAAGAGCUACUGCUAUGUAUUGAGAGUGAACCUCUGGGAAGAUUGUCUUCCAAUACAAAUUAUAACACUUCAGCCAUACAAUCAAAGUCUCUUCAGGAAGAAAACACUGAAUGGUUUUGUGUAAGAAACUUUUUGGACAUUUUCAAGUAAGGAGCCGUUGCUUGCAUAAUAAAUAUCAUUCCAAAGA